UACAAAAUUUAUGGAUGAAAGAAAAUAUUCCAAAUGGACCAAAUCUAUUAAAGAUUACAUAGUGAUGCCUAGCUGGUGCUUUUAUCGGAAUUCAAGGGCAUUACGGUAAAAUAUCACAUAUGGUCUGAAAAAAAAACAGUUUGUGUGGGGAGGAGCGAGCAGAGUCGGUUCACGUGAAAGCACAGAGACAUAAAUCUUUCUUUCACAGCCUAAAACCCCUAAAAAUGUCUAAUCUCUCUUCUUCUUCUCCGUUUCUCUUUAGAUUAUCUCAACCAUACAGCCAUAAAUCCAUCGGAAGAGGAGGAAGAUAAUGCAAGAAUCAGUCGCUGAGUCUGAAUCUGAAGGGGAAGAGUUGCACAAUAAGCUCAAGCUCCUCUUCAAUGGCUUUCACUAGCAUGGUUUCCACCGUUCCUGUUCUCUUCUUCUUCUUCACUCUUCUUUUGAUUUCUGCGAAUUCGUCGUCUUUAUCUCACAACAUUAAGGUUCAGGAACAAGACAAAGAUCCCUUCGUUGGUUUCAACAUCGGCACAGAUGUCUCUAAUCUUCUCUCGCCGACGGAAUUAGUCAAAUUUCUCCAAGCUCAGAAAGUAAAUCACGUCCGAUUAUACGAUGCUGAUCCAGAAUUGCUCAAAGCAUUAGCUAAAACCAAGGUACGAGUCAUAAUCAGUGUACCAAACAAUCAGCUUCUCGCUAUUGGAUCAUCCAACAGUACUGCUGCGUCAUGGAUUGGUAGAAAUGUUGUUGCUUAUUACCCUGAAACAUUAAUCACAGCCAUUUCUGUUGGAGAUGAGGUUUUAACAACUGUGCCUUCUUCAGCUCCUUUGCUUUUACCUGCUAUUGAGUCUUUAUACAAUGCUCUUGUUGCUUCUAAUCUCCACACUCAAAUCAAGGUCUCUACGCCUCACGCAGCUUCCAUCAUGCUCGAUACUUUCCCGCCUUCUCAAGCUUACUUUAACCAGACUUGGCAUUCGAUUAUGGUUCCUCUGCUUCAGUUCUUGUCGAAAACAGGUUCUCCUUUGAUGAUGAAUCUGUAUCCUUACUAUGUUUAUAUGCAGAACAAAGGUGUGGUUCCGCUCGAUAACUGUUUGUUUGAGCCAUUGACACCGUCUAAAGAAAUGGUGGAUCCGAACACUUUGUUGCAUUACACGAAUGUUCUUGAUGCUAUGGUUGAUGCUGCUUAUGUCUCGAUGAAAAACUUAAAUGUGUCUGAUGUGGCUGUGCUUGUGACUGAGAGUGGCUGGCCUUCGAAAGGUGACUCGAAAGAGCCUUAUGCUACUAUCGACAAUGCUGAUACGUACAACUCGAAUUUGAUCAAGCAUGUGUUUGAUAGAACUGGUACUCCUUUGCACCCUGAGAUGACUUCAAGUGUCUACAUUUAUGAGUUGUUUAAUGAGGAUUUGAGGGCUCCUCCGGUUAGUGAAGCUAGUUGGGGGUUAUUCUAUGGGAACUCUACACCGGUUUAUUUGCUUCAUGUAUCUGGAAGUGGAACGUUCUUAGCGAAUGAUACAACAAACCAGACUUACUGCAUUGCUAUGGAUGGUGUGGAUGCGAAGACGCUUCAAGCUGCAUUGGAUUGGGCUUGUGGACCUGGGAGAUCUAACUGUAGUGAGAUUCAACCUGGGGAGAGUUGUUACCAGCCGAAUAAUGUGAAGGGACAUGCUUCGUUUGCUUUUAAUAGUUAUUACCAGAAGGAAGGAAGAGCUUCUGGUUCAUGUGACUUCAAAGGUGUGGCUAUGAUCACUACUACUGACCCAAGUCAUGGAAGCUGCAUUUUCCCGGGAAGCAAGAAGGUCGGAAAUAGGACACAGACAGUGGUGAAUUCGACUGAAGUUGCCGCGGGUGAAGCUACUUCAAGGAGUCUCUCAAGAGGCUUCUGUGUCACUAUUAUGAUUCUUGUAACAUUUUCCAUAUUGUAACCCUUUUCGUGAUUUUUAUUUUUGGCGAGUUACCAAUUUUAGGUCUUGAAACAUUUUAUUUUGUUAUAAUUUUGUAAUUUGUUGUUGUGGCAAUAAAAUUAAAAGAAAUGAAGUAAA
Molecule: messenger RNA, 2033 nt
Organism: Arabidopsis thaliana (thale cress)
Lineage: Eukaryota; Viridiplantae; Streptophyta; Magnoliopsida; Brassicales; Brassicaceae
Product: O-Glycosyl hydrolases family 17 protein
Exons: 4
Coding region: 381-1916 (511 amino acids)
Biological process (GO): carbohydrate metabolic process
Cellular component (GO): plasma membrane
Molecular function (GO): hydrolase activity, hydrolyzing O-glycosyl compounds; glucan endo-1,3-beta-D-glucosidase activity
Source: RefSeq, marked reviewed